Rhinocladiella mackenziei CBS 650.93 is the source of this 942-nucleotide messenger RNA. RefSeq lists its product as uncharacterized. The record is from RefSeq and is a predicted model, not a curated record. NCBI's taxonomy places the organism in Eukaryota, Fungi, Ascomycota, Eurotiomycetes, Chaetothyriales, Herpotrichiellaceae. The transcript is spliced from 2 exons. The coding region runs from base 1 to 942 and encodes 313 amino acids.
AUGCAGACCCGAGCAGCACAAGUGAUCCUGCUCAUUCUUUCACUUGUUCUAGCGAUCUUUCUCCUCAUAGCCGCAUCCAAAUAUGCAGCAUGGUCAAAGGUAAUGACGGUAGCAUCGGGAAGUUGGCUUCCAUUAGUCUUCUAUAUCGGCACCAUUCCAUUGCUCUCGCUCCUCUACACAACUUCUCACUUGGCUGCUUUACAAUUCAAAGGGCUCCCUGUUCCACCGUAUCCCAACGCUCGGGACUCAAUACCUACAUCGGCCAAGUCACGCGAGAAACCCUACGAUCCAGAACGUACGGUGAGCACAACAUUCUUCAUCCUAGCCGUGGGAGUGGUGCAUCUCCUCGCCUGGCUCAUCCAAGCAAUAUUAUGCACAUCGUGCGAACUUGCCCCCAUCCUCGCCGGGACUCAAGGCCGAGUUCCACGCUGGUGCCCCCAGUCCCGCUUCAAAGACACCGGCAAGCCCGGGCUUGCCGACAUGCUCGGCACACUGGCAACAGUCAAAGACUUCAUGCAAUGGGUGAUGGUAGCGAUGGCAAUUUUGCUCAUCGAGUGCGCACGCCGCGAGUACAUGCGCGCAAACCGAGUACAACGGGAGGCAUUCCGACAAGCCGGUGCAGGCAUUGAUUUCGGUGGACCCAGCAGAGGCGGAGAUUUCAAAAUGCCCGGUUUCACAAAUGGUACGGUCAUCGAGCUGAACAACUUGAAUAUCAGUGGACCCCGACUGUUCAGGCCCGAGGAGGAAUUCGCGAACAAGCAGGCGCAAGGUGGACAGAGGAUGAACGAGGAGGAGAAUAAGGGGGCGCCUGACACCGGCCCACGACUACCUCCUGGGCCCGUCGGCCCCGGUGUACCCGGUAAUCGUGACAAUUACUAUGGCAAUGGCAUGGGACUGAAGAGGAGCAACACCUUAAAUUAUAUGUACGAGUCGAGAGUAUGA